Meleagris gallopavo (turkey) is the source of this 1861-nucleotide messenger RNA. RefSeq names its product SPG21 abhydrolase domain containing, maspardin (gene SPG21). Gene Ontology annotation, molecular function: CD4 receptor binding. Gene Ontology annotation, cellular component: trans-Golgi network transport vesicle; cytosol. The record is from RefSeq and is a predicted model, not a curated record. NCBI's taxonomy places the organism in Eukaryota, Metazoa, Chordata, Aves, Galliformes, Phasianidae.
CGAAAGUAGCGGCCGGAGGCGGAGGAGAGCGGCGCAGCCGGCACCGCGCCCCGCUGAGCCGGGGAGGGCCGAGCCGCGAACGCUGCGCGGAGUUUUAUGUGCUGCCAGAUUCUGACGAAUAGCAGAAUGGUUGAUGCAGGCACCAAAAUGAAACCGUGCAGCUCCGAAACCCUUCGUUAGGCGUGCAAGAUGCAUCACACAGCGACGUGGGGAAGAUGGCCAUUGCCUUGUCGUGUGGAAAGUGCUUCCCCUUUUAAAAUUCAUGCUUCCUGUACGUGAGAAAUAGCAAAUGAAGACUGAGAGAUGAGGAAAUUGUAAAGAACUGCUAAUCCAGCUGUAGCUCAGAGCUAAUUAAAGCUACACACUGGCAGCUUUUCUGCAAGUCUGACCUGAGUUUUUCCUAAACAUCAUGGGAGAGAUUAAAGUCUCUCCUGACUACAACUGGUUCAGAAGCACAGUUCCUCUUAAAAAGAUAAUAGUGGAUGAUGAUGACAGUAAGGUCUGGUCGCUGUACGAUGCAGGACCUAGGAGCAUUCGGUGCCCACUCAUAUUUCUUCCUCCUGUAAGUGGAACUGCAGAUGUGUUUUUCCAGCAAAUUUUGGCACUGACCGGAUGGGGUUACAGAGUUAUUGCUUUGCAGUACCCAGUGUAUUGGGAUCACCUUGAGUUCUGUGAUGGAUUCAGAAAACUGCUAGACCACCUUCAGCUGGAUAAAGUUCAUCUUUUUGGAGCUUCUCUGGGAGGCUUUCUGGCUCAAAAAUUUGCUGAAUACACACACAAAUCUCCCAGAGUUCAAUCUCUGAUUCUGUGUAAUGCCUUUAGUGACACUUCCAUCUUCAAUCAGACAUGGACAGCAAACAGCUUUUGGCUGAUGCCUGCUUUUAUGCUGAAAAAAAUUGUCCUUGGGAAUUUUGCAUCUGGUCCUCUAGAUCCUGAAAUGGCUGAUGGGAUUGAUUUCAUGGUGGACAGGCUCGAGAGUCUGGGCCAGAGUGAGCUUGCCUCAAGACUUACCCUCAAUUGCCAGAACUCCUAUGUGGAACCUCAUAAAAUUCGAGAUAUCCCUGUAACUAUUAUGGAUGUGUUUGACCAGAGUGCACUCUCAACUGAAGCAAAAGAAGAAAUGUAUAAGCUUUAUCCUAAUGCCAGAAGAGCUCAUCUCAAAACAGGAGGCAAUUUCCCUUAUCUCUGCAGGAGUGCUGAGGUCAAUUUAUACAUUCAAAUUCAUUUACUGCAGUUCCAUGGUACCCGGUAUGCAGCCAUUGAUCCCUCUAUGGUCAGUGCAGAAGAACUGGAAGUCCAAAAAAUCAGUCUUCAUACCAGCAGUGAGCAAGAAGAGCAGUAGGUUUUUCUGACUGCCAAUGAAAAUGAGGAAUCAGUUUGGUGGUCUUCCUGUGUACAAUCAUCUGUUCCUACUCUGCCUUUCUCCUUGUGUUAGCCGAUUAUCACUGUGCGAUUCCAGCAGGAUCAAGUCAGUGAGCCACUCAUGGACAAUAAACAUUCAACAAUGUAAUAGGGCAUCUGUUUAAUUUUCAAUUAGUCUUUGAAUUCAAGAAAAUACCUUUGAAGACUACAGUUUUAAAAACAAAGACAUUUUUGCUACCAAAGUCUUCACUAUCAUGUUCUUAAACAGAACGGUAUUUCUUUUUAUAUUUUCACUCAGCUGUAUAUAUUGCCACAUGCAGUUUGUGUACUUAUAAGCUGACAUAUAUUUUUGUUGAAUAUUUGAUUUAAAAGAUGUUUAAGUGCCAAUGUUGCCAUCACUUAUUUGCUCUAUAUGUUGUGUUGCAAGUUAGUUUCUAUUUGAAAUUUUUAACUUUCUUGCUAGCUGUUAAAAAUAGUUUUCAAUAAAACUUCGAUUUCA